Syngnathus typhle (broad-nosed pipefish) is the source of this 1328-nucleotide messenger RNA. RefSeq names its product NADH:ubiquinone oxidoreductase complex assembly factor 1 (gene ndufaf1). Gene Ontology annotation, biological process: mitochondrial electron transport, NADH to ubiquinone; mitochondrial respiratory chain complex I assembly. Gene Ontology annotation, cellular component: mitochondrion. Lineage: Eukaryota; Metazoa; Chordata; Actinopteri; Syngnathiformes; Syngnathidae. The record is from RefSeq and is a predicted model, not a curated record. The coding region runs from base 246 to 1139 and encodes 297 amino acids. The transcript is spliced from 5 exons.
CCUUCCGGACACAAGUAGGUGGUGCACACAAGUUGUCAUUCUAUCGAAGUCACCGAACCUCUUCAUCGUCCCCUAUGAAUUUCACAAGCUUUAUUUAUUAAUUUGAAAUUCUCCGGUUACAUAAUUUGAGGUAUGGCUCAUGGACGUACAAAAAGGAUUUGAAAUAAUCAAAAGACAACCUGACGUGCGUAAUCCUGUAUUAUACAAGCUUCAGAAUGCAGUGAACUGUCUACAUCGCAAACACAAUGUCAAUCAUCCUUGGACCUCCUUCGAUGAGGCUCCUGAGAUCCCUUCAGCACCAUCAGUACCUUUUCUGUCCCGUGCUCAGCCGAAGCGUAACCCAGGGCGAGUACAGACGGCCUGGCAAGCCCAGAGACAACAAGCCUCCAUGGCAGAAGAUCAACUUCAGCUUCUCAAAAGGCUUGGACGGCAUCCGCAAGCACUUGACGCUGCUGAAAAGGGAAUUCUUUGAACGCUUUGUUGGCCCUGAGGGGAAGCCCAUUUUGGAACACAUGCUGGAGCAGAACCGGGUAGUUUGGGAGUUCCGGGGGUCUGAGAGUCUGAAACAGUGGACGGUGUCGUCGGAUCGUGAGAUAGGAGGCCAGAGUGAGGUCUACUUGAAGCUUGGGAGCAACAAUACCACUUGUUUUCUCUAUGGGACGCUGAGAUCGACGCCCCCUAGGGACGGAGAGACACGCUACAGCGGCUACUGCAGCAUGCGCUCCAAGCAGCCACUGGCGGCGUUUGACCGAAAGAAGCACCACGACUGGAGCAGCUUCAACACUCUGCAUCUGCGUGUGCGCGGCGAUGGGCGGCCUUGGAUGAUCAACAUCGCCGCCGAGACCUACUUCUCUCACCAGAAAGACGACAUUUAUAACUACUUCCUGUACACCCGAGGAGGCCCCUACUGGCAGGAAGUUAAGAUUCCCUUUUCCAAGUUUUUCCUCACACAUCGUGGAAGAAUCCAGGAUGAUCAGCAUCCUCUCUGGCUGGACAAGAUUAACACGAUUGGAUUUACCCUGGGAGACAAAGCGGACGGUCCCUUCCAGCUGGAGAUCGACUACAUUGGCGUCAGCAAAGACUAUGCGCACACGGAGGAGUUUGCCUACGAGCUGUAUAAGAGGAAUCCGAAUGUUUGACACCACGUGUCGAUUGUUAUUCAGUGACGUUUUCAGGAUGGUGACUUGGCAUUUCCUGUGUUUGGCAGUAGAAACACGCAACUGUGAAAAUGCUUUAAUAUAUUCAUUGUUUUCAACUGAAAUCCAGAUCUCAUGGAUUGUAUUUGUCCAUUUGAUCUUUCAAUAGUAAUAAAAGAAUUUCUUGAAUGA